This is a messenger RNA of Botrytis cinerea B05.10, 605 nucleotides long. RefSeq lists its product as hypothetical. Lineage: Eukaryota; Fungi; Ascomycota; Leotiomycetes; Helotiales; Sclerotiniaceae. The transcript is spliced from 2 exons. The coding region runs from base 135 to 389 and encodes 84 amino acids. The record is from RefSeq and is a predicted model, not a curated record.
GAUGUAUAUAAGAAGGUGCUCAUAUUCCUAUUGUUAUUAUUCAUUCAUCAUUCAAGUCAUUCAUACAUACCAUCAAGCCUUCCUUACAAAUAUUACAACAGCCCAAGCCCGCCUAUCACCAAUAAACCACCACCAUGAAGUUUAUUCUUGCAACUACACUUUUCUUGGCUUCGGUCAUGGCCUUGCCAAGUCAACUUGCAGCCGCCCCUCAUGACGGGGGCAAGAGGGACCUCGUGAAAGAGAGUAGAGAGGCGGCGAAUGAAUUCUGUUCAGGAUUCUUGGGAUAUUGCUCCGAUACCAUCAAGUGCUGCGAUAACCGCAUCUGCACACGAUGCCCAGGGGAUACUGCCCCCAUAAACGUUUGCCAUGACACUCAGUGCGCCGCUUAAGGCAAAAUCGGUACAUUAGAGCUAUAACAAUUGCUUGGAAAUCUUAUCUAGGUGUUGGGAGUCAUAUCUGUUGGUGGAAGAUGUUUCAUUUGCAUGUGCUCAGUAUACAAGGCGGCAGGCGGCGGUGAGGGAAACAAGACUGCACUUUCACAAUUGUAAUCUUCUGUAAUCUAAGGGACUUGAAUUGUGGAAUUCUAUUAAUUAUGUACUUUAUCA